UCGCGCCUACACUUGACGGUCGCAAGAAAUCAGACAAUAACAAUACGUGCACGACGCGGACGAGGCGGCAGCGUGAAGCUCGUGUUAUUGUGCUCAAAGAUUGACUGAGGCUCUACCAUGCCUGUGGCCUCCACCAGGACAGAGCCUGCACUGCAGGUGUUGGACAUGAGUGACAGUACGACCAGCUCCACCACAGCCAAUGACCUGGACCUCAUCUACCUCAAAGGCAUCAUGGAGAGCCCUCUGGAGCCAGAGGAGCAUCAGAAGGAGGUGCGGCCGUCGCCGGUGAGGGAGAACAACGUGGAGCUCCUGCAGGAGAUCCUCAAAGACCUGGACCCCUUCACACAGCAGUCGGACACCGUGGCUGAGCUCAGCGCCAUCCUCACCCAGCCUCACUUCCAGUCUCUGUUGGAAACUCACGACUCGGUGGCGUCGCAGGCGUGUGAUAGCCCGCCCCCGAGCCCCGGUGAUGUAGUGGAUCAUGAAGCGGAGGACGACCACGCGCACAACCUGCACCCGCCCCCUGACGCCAUCCGCAUGGUGGGCAUACGGAAAGUGGCGGGGGAGCAUUUGGGAGUGACAUUUAAGGUGGAAGCUGGUGAGCUGGUGAUAGCCCGCAUACUCCAUGGUGGCAUGAUAGACCAGCAAGGACUGCUGCAUGUCGGCGAUAUCAUCAAAGAGGUGAACGGACGAGAGGUGGGCCGGGACGCCAGGGUUCUCCAGGAGGAGCUGCAAGCUGCCAGCGGGAGUGUGCUUCUGAAGAUUCUACCCAGCUACCAUGAGGCCAUACCACCGAGACAGGUGUUCUUUAAGUGUCACUAUGACUACGACCCUGCCAACGACAACCUCAUUCCCUGUAAGGAGGCGGGUCUACGGUUCGAGACAGGAGACAUCCUGCAGAUCGUCAACCAGGAUGAUGUCAACUGGUGGCAGGCUCGUCACGUAGAGGGUGGGAGCACUGGUUUGAUUCCCAGUCAGAUGCUGGAGGAGAAAAGGAAAGCAUUCGUCAAGAUAGAUGUGGAACUGGCUCCGGCAGGAAAUCUUUGUACCGGUGUUGGCGUAAAGAAGAAGAAGAAAAUGAUGUAUGUGACCACCAAAAAUGCAGAGUUUGACAGACAUGAGAUCUUGCUGUACGAGGAGGUGGCCAAAGUCCCGCCUUUCAAGAGGAAAACUCUGAUUCUGAUUGGUGCCCAGGGUGUGGGGAGGCGGAGACUGAAGAACAAGCUUUUACUCAUGGAUCCUCAACUCUUCGGCACCACCAUUCCAUACACCUCGAGAAAGCCCAAAAAGGCGGAACAGGACAGUCGCAUGUACGCCUUCACCAGCCGCAGCAAAAUGGACACUGACAUCAAGAACGGGCGCUUCCUCGAACACGGAGAGUACAACGGCAACCUUUAUGGGAUCAAGAUGGACUCCAUCCAUGAGGUGGUGGAGGCCGGACGCAUCUGCAUCCUGGACGCCAACCCUCACACUCUUAAAGUGCUGAGGACGUCCGAGUUCCUGCCCUACGUGGUCUUCCUCCAGGCUCCAGAGUUCGAGGUGCUGAAGGUGAUGAAUCACUCUGCUGUGGAGGCCGGGGUCGUCACGCAGACACUGACGGAUGAAGAGCUGCAGAGGACGUGCAGCGACAGCGCCAAGAUCCAGGCAGCGUACGGUCACUACUUUGACCUGAGCAUCGUGAACGACAACCUGGACGAGACGUACCGCACCGUGAAGGCCGCUCUGGAAACCGUGUCCAAGAACCCACAGUGGGUUCCCGUCACGUGGGUGUUCUAGACGGAGGCUGUGGGUAAAUAACGGAUGUCAUCCAGAGUUUCACGUCUUUCCAUACAGAGAUCACACAUCAUGUUUGGAGCACAGAUUAUGUUCUUGAGCGUGUGUAAAACAGGACGUCCGUAGACACACGGCUUUAUAUUUUUCAGAACAAGAAAGAGGAAAAGAUGGAGGACGACGAACGACGUCCUGAAUCAUUCAGGACAGAAUUUACCUGGACACGUCAGAUGAAUGUGUGUGUGUGUGUGUUUUAAAUCAUUUGUGCCAUUCCUGAUGUUCAUCAGCAGACCGUCAGUGUUUACAGCUACAAAGUCUACUUAUUUAUUAUUUCAUUUAUCAAUUCUCAGUUCUUUGACUGACUUACUUGAUCACAUCACAUCAUAUCAUAUCAGUGUUGUCAGCUUGUUUAUUUGUCUCCAUAUGCGUGUGGAUUUCAUGACGUCGCUGAUAUAAUUGACCACAGAAGCGCUAACUGCUAACUCGCUGUAACCUAUUCAUUUCAUUUACUUAAACGUGAGAGAACGAGCUGUGAAAUUUCAUCUAAAUGUCAUGAACUGUCACUAUUUUUACUGCAAAGCUAAUCUGUGGUUUUACUCUCGCUCUUAAGGCAGCAGUUGAAUUUACGUCUUUCUACACGGUGUCUGUAAAAGUUGAUCAAUCAAUUUUGGCCCUUAAAAAAAAGUGUUCAAAAGUCUUAAUUUCAUGAGGUAUUAAAUGUUGUCCAUAGAGUUUGACUGCAGAAAGUAUGCAUGAAUGUAUUUAUUUGUUAGAAACAACGAUGCGCGGGCACGCUCGCCGUGCAACAUCGUCUCUGGGCCGCGCGCAUACAAGCUCCUCCUCCUCCUCCUGCUGCGAAAUAAUAUCCAAAAUCGUCAGACAUGGGAGAAUGUAAGUUUGCAGACUCCUGGGAGGCUUUUUGUAUAUAUUGCAGAAAGAUGAGACGCGUAUCAGCGCUGUUAUCAGUCGCAGAAGCAGCUGUGCUCCACCAGCGACAACAACACGGCAGCGACUUCUGCCUUCAUUUAUUCUAACCUGCCUUGUUCCUUUGUAUGGUUGUGUGCUAUAGAUUUCAUUUCCAACUAAAACAAAAAAUAUGUUGCUGAUUACAGCUUGAAGUCUUGAAAAAGUCUUACAAAAGGUACAAAAGUUAACUUCAGGAUUCCUGCAGAGACCCUGUUCUAACGUUUGUUAAACUCCAAAUAUUUACAGACAACAACACAAAGUCCAAAAGGUUUGUGUCACCGUUGUCUUCUUCUGUGUACCGGCAGGUCAAAGGUCAGGGGCAGGAAGUGUGCUGCAUGUGCAGUUUGGGUCCAGUUCAGUGUAAACAUGCAUUAGUAUUUCUGUCUUUUAGUCAGACUAACACAAUAAUUAGAUUGUGAGAGUGACGACAGAGAUCAGCUGUUCACACGGCGUUGUACACUCUGUAUUUCAUAGGCUUUUUUAUUUUGUGGUAUCAUUUAAAUGACAUUGUGUUAGAUACUGAGAUUGUUGCCUUGUAUUCACACACUGUUGUGGUAACGUAAAGAACACGUAUACGACGGCCUUUGAGUGUCCAGUGAACAGUCAGUGAACUUGUCCUGCUGGGCCACCGUACAUGUGACACUGUUCAUGCUCCUCGAGCAGCUCUUUGUACUCAGAUCUUUUAUUGUGGCAGCUACUGAAGAUUUCUUCUUUUAUGUACAACGAAUUGUCGAGAGAAACCUGGCGAGAAUUUGGCUCAAUGACUAAUAAGUGAAGCUCAGCGCAGGGAUUUUUGUGACACUUGUGCUUUUAUUCUGGCAGCUGUGUUUAGGUCUGUGGAGUGUGAAGUGUUCUGCUUCUCUCUGAAAUAAUCCCAAACCCUCAUUGUGUUCUUUUUUUCUAUCGAGCCUUACGAAUGCAAUAAAAUCAUUCUGUCACUGUA
Messenger RNA from Solea senegalensis (Senegalese sole), 3679 nucleotides. RefSeq names its product MAGUK p55 subfamily member 2-like. The transcript is spliced from 14 exons. Lineage: Eukaryota; Metazoa; Chordata; Actinopteri; Pleuronectiformes; Soleidae. The coding region runs from base 118 to 1776 and encodes 552 amino acids. The record is from RefSeq and is a predicted model, not a curated record. Gene Ontology annotation, molecular function: protein binding. Gene Ontology annotation, cellular component: plasma membrane; cell-cell junction.